CGGGCGGCACUGGCUCAUUACAGCAGUGUUGGUAGUAGUGGAGCUGGGUGUGUAACCAUGUCUGGCCGGGGUAAAGGCGGCAAGGGGCUCGGCAAGGGCGGCGCCAAGCGCCACCGCAAGGUGCUGCGCGACAACAUCCAGGGCAUUACCAAGCCGGCCAUCCGCCGCCUGGCUCGGCGCGGCGGCGUCAAGCGCAUCUCGGGGCUCAUCUACGAGGAGACGCGCGGCGUGCUCAAGGUCUUCCUGGAGAACGUGAUCCGCGACGCCGUCACCUACACGGAGCACGCCAAGAGGAAGACGGUCACGGCCAUGGACGUGGUCUACGCCCUCAAGCGCCAGGGUCGCACUCUCUACGGCUUCGGCGGCUAAAGCCUCGCCUCCCUACCGUACCACCGCUACAAAACCACAAAGGCUCUUCUAAGAGCCACCCACCUAUUCCUUUAAAAGAGUUGUAUCGCUUUGACAUUUCGUUUAUUGCUGUAAUUCUCUCUUGACUACUUAAAGAAGGGCCUGUUUCCCUCUUUCAGUCCAACAUCGGGUAGCUCAGGUCGCUGUUCUUCAGCGGCCUUUAAAAAAAGAAAAUAAACAUAAAA
Haemorhous mexicanus (house finch) is the source of this 593-nucleotide messenger RNA. Its product is annotated as histone H4. The record is from RefSeq and is a predicted model, not a curated record. Lineage: Eukaryota; Metazoa; Chordata; Aves; Passeriformes; Fringillidae. Gene Ontology annotation, biological process: nucleosome assembly. Gene Ontology annotation, molecular function: protein heterodimerization activity; DNA binding; structural constituent of chromatin. The transcript has a single exon. The coding region runs from base 58 to 369 and encodes 103 amino acids. Gene Ontology annotation, cellular component: nucleosome.